Messenger RNA from Ascochyta rabiei, 810 nucleotides. RefSeq lists its product as uncharacterized. The coding region runs from base 1 to 810 and encodes 269 amino acids. The transcript has a single exon. The record is from RefSeq and is a predicted model, not a curated record. NCBI's taxonomy places the organism in Eukaryota, Fungi, Ascomycota, Dothideomycetes, Pleosporales, Didymellaceae.
AUGCUAGACCUCGACAAGGUUAGUUACUCGGAGAGUGCUGCAGUCACCGUCAUCUGUGAUUUCUACAAAUUUCUCACCAAGAUGUACCUGGACGAGGAGACCGUGGAGUGGCCGCCUGAAGGAGGAUGGCCCACUCUGACUAAAAAUGCUUUCGGGGGCAUGGACAAAUCAGACCGAGUCAUCUCUCUACUGCGUCAAAUUCCUUACAUGCAGGACGACUUGGAUGGAGAGCUGCGUCGCCAGGGUCUUCCCGAGGCACCGUUUUUCAACUGGAAGGACAACGUCAAGGAUGAAGAACCUCUAGAUCCAAAGGCAGUUAUGGAAGUGAAGAUACUCACGGAAGACUUCCUGUGCAAUAUCAUCACGCCAGACCUUGUGGGAUUGUUGGAGGGUGGCAAAGACGACAACACUGUUAUGCUACUCGACACCAAAUAUGGAAUCGCCUAUUGGCCAGAGUGUCCCGAUGAGAUUAAAGAGGAAACGACCCAGGAACAGGUCCAAGACGACUCCGAAGUCUGGAGCUCCCAGGAGGAGAUCGACUGGCGUUGCGAUGCACCAGCUUGGACUAUCCCAGACUUCUUCGCAAUGCUCCAGGAGCAAUUUGAGCAGCUUCGGUUCAUACCGGUUAAUUCUAAGGGGGUGAUUAACUCCUGGGCUGGAUACUCGGCUGAUGGUGAGAUGGAGGAAAUGCUGCAAGGAAUCUACCGGGAGCAUGGAUGGCCUGAUCUUGAGACAUACAGAAAAGAGGAGUGCAUCAAGGCUGUAAAGGAAGCCUUGGCGGAGCAAUACCCUGACUUUAAACUGUAUUGA